UUGCCCGGCAAUAGUGAAUGGGCACGGCUAAGCAGACAAAGAGUUUAAGCGUCGGAGGUGGCUUUGUGGAUUUCACGGUUAAGUCCGGCAAAUCAUCUGCUUUAGUAUAUUUCAUAGUGAUCAAUGUAUUAGCAUUCCUCUACUCUGCAUUCUCUCUGGCAAUCUCUCUUCUAAAAAGAGCAAACUCCAAGAACUUAGAGCUCCCUUUCUCCAUCGCGGACCUCCUCGUCACAGUGCUCCUCUUCUCCGCCAACAGCGCCGCCGCUGGGCUCAGCGUCAUCGCCGAGGACGGAAACUCUAAUCUUUUAUGGGCGCAGAUUUGUGACACAAUGAACACAUUUUGUGCUCAAAUGAACGCAUCCAUUGUAUUGUCCAUGUUUGCUUCUUUGGCUUACUUCUUGUUGGUCUUGCUUGCAAUCUUGGGGUUUUAUAGGAGAUCUUUCUAGGUUGACGAUGGAUUUGUGUUUUGGCAUAUGAUUUGUAAUUUUUUUAAUCAGAGAUUUCAAAUUAUUUUUUGUGUAAUUUAAUAUUACUGUUCGAAUU
Molecule: messenger RNA, 543 nt
Organism: Asparagus officinalis (garden asparagus)
Lineage: Eukaryota; Viridiplantae; Streptophyta; Magnoliopsida; Asparagales; Asparagaceae
Product: CASP-like protein 1E1
Exons: 2
Coding region: 18-446 (142 amino acids)
Source: RefSeq, a predicted model, not a curated record